AUGUCAAGCGCCGUCGAAACGACGCUGCCCUCGGAAUGGGACGAUGAUGAACGGAUGAAUUUUCUAUUUUCCGACUUCAAAGACAACCGUGAGGUCAACACGAUGGACUGGGACAGUAAAAUGAACUUCUGGACGGCUCUAGUCUUGAAAAACUGCAGGGAUCGCCGAACAGUUUGUGUCAAUUUAGAAGAGCUCAACAAGACGUUCAGAAGGAAGGAAAAAACACCUCUGGGUUUGGCGACUGUCAUUCGGUCCAUGUCAAGAUGUGGGAAGCUUCAGAGGGAGUCCGAGUUUGCCGCCAAUGUAGACUGCGGCUGGCUGUCGUGGGGUGUCGGCGUCCUGCUGGUGAAGCCCCUCAAAUGGACCUUCUCCUCUCUCUUGGGAGGAAGUCGAGUAGCUUUGGAGGAGUCUUUUGUUGUCAUCGAACUGGUAAAGGAGAAAGCAGCUGAAGUUCUUAAGCUUUACCGGAGCAGUGAAUUUGCGAGUCGCUCACUCAUGUCAUUUCAAGAACUGUGUACGCUCACGUCCAGUGUGUGUGCCGAUGAAAGUACCCUAUGCAUGGCUCUUCUGCAGCUGCAGAGGGACAAACAAGUGGCGGUCUCCUUGAAUGAAGGGGAGAAAAUUGUUAAAUUUUGCCAACCCGGCCAGGCUCGCGUCUCCACCGUCAGUGAUGUCGAUAUUGGAAUCUACCAGUUACAACAAAGUGAGAAGCUGCUGGAGGAGCGUCUGGAAAAACUUGGCCUCGAGGCUGAUAAGUGUAGAGAAGAAGCAAGAGCUCUUCUUCGGGAAGGGAAAAAAGUGCAGGCACUGAGGUGUUUAAGAGGCCGGAAAAGAGUGGAAAAGAGAGCUGACAACUUGUCUGGACAGUUGGAGUCUAUUCGAGGCAUCUUGGACAGAAUAGCCCAGUCCCAGACGGAUAAAAUGGUUCUCCAAGCCUACCAAGCGGGAAUGACUAGCCUCAGACAUUCUUUCAAGGACGUGACGGUUGAAGGUGCUGAAAGCCUUCUCGAUCAAAUCCAGGAGUUAUGCGACGAACAAGAUGAGAUCAGCCAAACCAUAUCGGGUGGAAUGAGCAAUGCAGAUGAUAAUGAGUUGGAAGAAGAACUGAAAUCACUAUUAGAUGAAUCCAACACCGAUCUUGAUGUUCCGAGAAAUGUCAUGCCCGAAGUACCGAGUGACGACCUCCUAGAUUCGCUGCCUCCCGUUCCUCACAGUCACCUGAAUGUUAGCACCAAACAGCUGGAAGAAGAACUCAAAAUGCUAGCUCUCUAA
Messenger RNA from Nerophis lumbriciformis (worm pipefish), 1272 nucleotides. The record is from RefSeq and is a predicted model, not a curated record. NCBI's taxonomy places the organism in Eukaryota, Metazoa, Chordata, Actinopteri, Syngnathiformes, Syngnathidae.